CAUGAUUUGAAUAUUAUUAGCGGUCCGCUGACCGGCCCUUUCCACAUGUCGAUGCAGACACCCGUCCAUCCCGGUAGCCGACCAGACCCAAUCCUCCUCGCCUGCUGGAAGACAGUCGUACUCGACGACACGACAAUCAAUGGAUCUACCUCCAUUCCGGCCGUCGCUAGACUUUGUCCCGCCUCCUCUGCCCGGUCACGCCACUACCACUUCUCUCGACCUUGGCACGACGUCCUUCGAGUUUGGCCUGGAAGCACCACUGCAACACUCGACUCCGCAUGAGAAAGCCAACUUGCGUCGGCGAGGGAGUCACAAGAGUAACCGAAGUCUGCCUGAAAUGACGCCAAAGACCGGCCUUCUAGAAGACGUCAAGCAGGCGCUCAAACACUAUGGCCGUUCGAUCGACACCCCGGCCAAGACCCCAAAGCAGGCCAAGCGGAACGUGAUCAAACGCAAAGCUUCCGGUGAAACAAAGAGUCCCUUGAAGGGCAUCUUGAAAUCCCGUCCGAGUCUCGAUUCGCUCGCGGUCGGUCUUGAUCUUCCUCCAAUUCCGACCCAGAUGCGCAAGGCUGCCGACAAGGAGACGAAAGCCGCCGGAAAGGCCAAGGCGAUUGCAGCUCAAACGACUGAGCCCGUCGCUUCGGUCGUGGUUUCGUCCCCGCCAGCACCCGUGAAUCACGUCAACCGGGUACCCGUACCGUAUACCGCGUUGGAGACAGUGGCUGAGCGCGAUGAAGUGUCCAACCGUUCUAUCGCGAGCCUAGAGGCACCUCAUUCAAUCGGACACGAUACGCAUCAACCAGAGGUCAUGAACCGGGAUAUCCUUGACGAGCGCGGGCUUCCUGUUGACGGCUUUGAGCUGUCCUUCGAACAUGACCCCGAACAACUCGAAGAGAUGGAAAUGGUCAUGACUCAGUUCGACAGCUUCGCCACCGAUGCGUACAUCUCGUCGACGAGCGAACCUUCUCUGUCCCGGUCCAACUCGUUCAAUCGACCUCAUUCCUUUGCUGGAAGCACGUCGGCGUCAAAGCUACAGCUUCCGAUUCCGCACAAGAACCGAGAAGCCGAGGGCAAGGUCUCGACUGAAACAUUCAUGACCAUGGAUUCUGUGGGCAUACCCGAUCCCAUCCAAGACUCGCCGUCUCCAGCUUUGGCCACACAGUCGUCGAGAGGCAGCUUGAUCCUGGUCUCCACUCGAUCAAGGGAGUCAUCCGCGGGCCCGGCUACCGCAUGCGAACCCCAGGCGAUAAGCUCUGAGACGAUCUCGUCCGGAGGCAAAAAAGCAGUCCGAUCGAGCGUGCAUGGUCAAAACAACGUUUCAACGUUCAAGCGCAACAGUGGCCAGAUCUCCGGUGUCGUUCCUCUUCGGUCCGGUCUCAAGCCUCUCAUCCUGGCGCCGGUAGCGAGGGGAGAGCGCGCGACGAUGUUAUCUGACGACAACUUGCUAUCGGCGCGAUCCGACAGACUAGGCGUCAAACAGGACCAACACGGUCGAGGGGAUUCUGCGUUCAAGUUUGAUGAUGCCGACGACGACGAUGCCAUCUUCACCCAUAGUCCGAGGAAGGCGGCGAGGAACCCCUUGCAGGAGAAAAAGAAUGUCACCCCGAACGUCGUGCAGCAGGAGGUCUCGCAAAAGCAACGCACAAAAGACGCCACCGUACCUAUUGCUCCGGCGGCAACCUUGCCACUGAAUGUCAUCAAUAACAACAACAAAUCCUCGCGAGGUCCACCUGCUUCUCCGAAAAAGACCAAUCGUCCCUCUAGUCGAGCGAGUUCCAGAGGUCCGGCUCAGGCGAGGUCGGUACGUAUGUCUAUCUAUGAAUCCGAGGAUAGGUUCCGAGACCUAUAGUCAGUCUCGGCACUACGACGUCGAGGCGUUUUUGCAGAAUCGAUGAUAGGCUUUUCCCCCUUCUCUUGAGAUAGGCGUAGAAUAGAUCGAAUGGAUCUGUUAAUUUUGCUCUGCUUGCUGCUCGUGCGUGUGUGCUUGAUUUGUUUACUUCAUGUUGUUGUUGUUAUUCUCAACGCCUGUAUCCAUGUACCUACGAUUGGG
This is a messenger RNA of Filobasidium floriforme, 2050 nucleotides long. RefSeq lists its product as uncharacterized. Bases 140 to 1849 code for a protein of 569 amino acids. The transcript is spliced from 2 exons. NCBI's taxonomy places the organism in Eukaryota, Fungi, Basidiomycota, Tremellomycetes, Filobasidiales, Filobasidiaceae. The record is from RefSeq and is a predicted model, not a curated record.